Molecule: messenger RNA, 510 nt
Organism: Trifolium pratense (red clover)
Lineage: Eukaryota; Viridiplantae; Streptophyta; Magnoliopsida; Fabales; Fabaceae
Product: protein SMALL AUXIN UP-REGULATED RNA 10-like
Exons: 2
Coding region: 1-510 (169 amino acids)
Biological process (GO): response to auxin
Source: RefSeq, a predicted model, not a curated record
AUGGAAUUCGGUGGAGGCUCGAAAGUAACCGGGAUUAGACAGAUUGUGAGACUAAAAGAAUUACUUCAAAAAUGGCAAAAUGUCACAUUUGGCCCGAAACUACCUCCGGUUCCCAGACUUGAAGAAUCUGAUGACGGUUCCAGAUCACCAAUAAUCAACAAAAGGAUAACGAAUCUCCAAAGUUAUGAAUCUGAUGAAGAAAGCUGCCAAACUCCUGAUCCUGAACCACCCCAUGAUGUCCCAAAAGGUUACUUGGCUGUCUAUGUUGGACAUGAGCUUCGACGGUUCAUUAUUCCAACUAGUUACCUUAGCCAUUCCUUAUUCAAAAAGUUGCUUGAAAAGGCCGCUGAGGAAUACGGAUUUGAUCAGAGCGGCGGGCUCACGAUACCAUGUGAGAUCGAGACCUUUAAAUACCUCAUCAAAUGCAUCGAGAACCAAGAGAAAGAACAACAUGACGACUUCUCGUUUGCAAACUCCGAAACAAAACCAGAAGAAACCUUGGAAGAGUAA